AUGGUAGCCUCAACUGCCUGGUCAGUCUUCCAAAUUCCACUGGGCAUCUGUUUGUUCUUAUUUAUGCUCGAACAAAUCAGAUGCCGACCGUGGAGCUCUGCCCUCCCAGACCACUCGAGCCAGCCAGCAGUGGAUCAAGAACAGGAGGAGAGACACAAACUUCCCGACUUCAUCCAGUCAUGGGAGACCUAUAAGAACUACACCAGCCGCCACAGAACUUUUACCGGCCACGCGGACCGUCAAGCGACCAUCGACAUCCUUCAAUCCCGCGUCCCGGCGUCCCGAGUUCAGGAAGACGACGACCCGGACCAAACCACGAUUUUCACCGACAGAUACCGACUCGAGAUCGAUCAACGAGGAAUCCUCGGCCACGGGGCCAGCGGCUACGUCUAUCCCGGCAUCUUGUCCCAUCUGAGGCUCAACGAAGCCCAGGAUGUCGCCGUGAAGGUCUCGCAUCACCCCCAUGUGCUGUGGGAGGCUCAGCUAAUGGAUCUCAUUCACGGCGAUCACCUGCUCCAUUACGUGGAGACGGUGACCAUUCCCCAACCAGAAGAUGACAGGGCCGCAAAUGGACUGGUCUAUGCAAUGGUCAUGCCGCGCAUGCAGGGGACUCUACAUUCGUGGGCGGCCAGGUCGCCGUCGGGCGAGGAGCCAGAGCAGCGGACUCGUUCCGCUAUGCUACAAAUGUGGGAAGGGCUAGUCCAGCUCCAUGCACAGGGCUUCGCGCAUCGGGACGUGAAGCUCGCGAACAUGGUGUAUAGAUGGAACGAGACGGGGGACAUGCACAUACUCCUCUCGGAUCUGGAUCGCGCUACCCCUGCCCGAGAGGUGGGAGGCAGUGCGGGGACUUUGGGGUAUCUAUCUCAAGAGAUCCUACUCGACCAAAAACACGACCCCAUGAGCUCGGAUGUCUUUGCCAUGGCGAUGUCGUUCCUGGGGUUGGUCUCCAGCAAAAUGUCGGCUGAUCGGGACUUUCGCAUGCUGGUGUGGAAGAGUGUGGUUGAUGCUGCGACACAGUCGCGCGUCGAAGCCACUCUACUUGAGUUGUUUGGCAGCAGCUUGUCCGCGAGGCAGGCGGGACUGUUGGCGAAAGCGCUGUGCGAGCAAGAGGGGGAGGAUGCGGGCAGCUGGAUGCGGCGCAUCACGGCUAGGGAGUUUCUUGCCGAUAACAAAUAUGGUUUCCUUUGCUCUCUGGUCAUCCCCAAAUAA
Molecule: messenger RNA, 1209 nt
Organism: Aspergillus japonicus CBS 114.51
Lineage: Eukaryota; Fungi; Ascomycota; Eurotiomycetes; Eurotiales; Aspergillaceae
Product: kinase-like protein
Exons: 3
Coding region: 1-1209 (402 amino acids)
Biological process (GO): mitotic DNA damage checkpoint signaling; protein phosphorylation
Cellular component (GO): nucleus
Molecular function (GO): ATP binding; protein serine/threonine kinase activity
Source: RefSeq, a predicted model, not a curated record